AUUUCUCUUCCCACCCUUUGGCUCGUAAUGGACUGUUGAUGUAGGUUUGGCUUGAAAUGCUUCUAAUGUCAACUAUCAUGACCUAAAAAAAGCUUAGAUAAUUUUAUUUUUUGAUGUAUAGUUUUACGGGGAAUAUAUUAUUGAAAAGAAGUCCAUUGAAGGAAUCCCUAGAAGUUUAUUUGUAUUUCUUUGGUCGUUUUAUUAUCAAUUUAGUGUGGCUGGUGUCCCCCCCCCCUACUACGUCACUGGUGGCGGCCAUUGUGCUCGAACGAGGCGAACUGGUGAGGAGGAAACAUCACAAUAUUACCAUUGAUUUCGCUGAUUACAGACUGCAGGAUAUAGGUAAAUACAAACUUAUUCGAGUUUGUGAUGGCUUCGCGAACCCAGAGAAAUGCUGGCCUGGUUCAACGCAAGAACAUCAAUUCGUCUGAAUUCUGCGAUCCGGACGAGCAAAGCGAGAAUCGCCAAAUCGACGAAGACGAACUCGACCACGACUCCAAAGAAACCCGAUUAACUCUCAUGGAAGAGGUCUUAUUGCUCGGUUUAAAGGACAGAGAGGGCUAUACCUCAUUUUGGAAUGAUUGCAUAUCAUCUGGUCUUCGUGGUUGCAUUCUAAUCGAACUUGGACUUCGGGGACGUAUAGAGCUUGAAAAAGCUGGCAUGAGAAGGCGUAGUUUACUGACUCGUAAAAUUAUCUGCAAGUCUGACACACCAACUGGAGAUGUCUUGCUAGACGAAGCAUUAAAACACAUUAAAGAAACAGAACCGUCUGAAUCAAUUCAGACGUGGAUUGAGUAUUUAAGUGGUGAAACUUGGAAUCCAUUGAAAUUAAGGUACCAAUUGCGUAAUGUACGAGAACGGCUGGCAAAAAAUUUGGUUGAAAAGGGUGUGUGCACUACAGAAAAACAGAACUUCUUGCUUUUUGAUAUGACUACUCACCCACUGACAGACACUGGUGUUAAACAGAAGGUAAUCAAGCGAGUUCAGGAUGCUGUGUUAAGCCGAUGGACAAACAAUCCGCAGAGGAUGGACAAACGUCUUCUGGCUCUUAUCUACCUUGCUCAUGCGUCUGAUGUGUUGGAAAAUGCCUUUGCACCACUGUCCGAUGAUGAUUAUGAAGUUGCCAUGAAACGUGUACGGGAAUUGUUGGACCUAGAAUUUGAUGUGGAAAGCAUGAAAGAAGGAUCAAAUGAGAUGAUGUGGGCAGUUAUAGCUGCUUUCAGUAAAUGAAGUGUUUAACAGGGAAGCAACAACCCCAACAACAACAACCAGCUGACAACAACAACAACAACCACAUUACAUCACAGUGACUUCUGUACUCUUGAGUACACUCCAGAUGAUACUGUCCUAUCUGUAACCAUUAAAAAAAGAAAAAUAAUUAUGAGGAAUACAAACAAACACUCAACGAACUCCAGUCCAUUUAAAAGGGAGCAAGAUGGUGUUUGUUAUUCACCAUUUCUUUUGUUUUCUUUGCCCUUAGUUUACCUUUUUCUCUGUACAUAACCAAAAACUGGGAGUAACUCAUAUAUCUGAGAGGGACAUUAACUAGCGGGUUACAACUGUUAAUAAUAUGAACAACAAUAUUAAUGAUAAUUAAUAAUAAUUAUUAUUAUCUUAAUGAAAACAAUGAUGCUCUAUAUGAACUUUUCUAUUCAUGAACUGUUGCCACAUUUUAAGAACCACUUGAUACCCCCACCCCCCCAUCCUCCUGUCUACAUUAUUAGCCAUUUACCCACUUUUAAAGAAUCAACAUGACUACAGAAAUAAGAUUGGAUGUUUGAGAUGUGUUCAAUUCCCUUGUCUAAUGCUGGCAUUCACUUUUGUUUGCAAGUCAAAAUCUGUGAGAAAAUGGUCAACAGUAAGAUAUGUUAUUCCAUUCUUUUUAAUAAUGUUUUUUUUUCUCUUUAGUACUUAUCCUUAUUUUUCGUUCCACUUACAAAGUUCUUAGUUGAGUUAAAAUUCAGUUUCUGUUCUAAACUGCUGAUUAGCAUUUUACCUUGUUAAACUUCUCUAAUAAUCCUAUACAAUGCUUUGAACUAACAGCGUUUUCUCUGAGAAACAUUGAAAGCCAAGUUUUAUUUUAGCUCUAGUGUGAGAGAGAGAGAGAGAGAGAGAGAGACUCACCACCAUAUGUACCCCUGCCUCAAUCUCCCCCUCUCUCUCUCUCUCUGCAUGUCAGUUUAGCUAAUUUGUCUUCCUUAACAAAAGUUAUAUUUUUAAAUUAAAAAAUUAACUAACAAGAUUAGUAUUCAAUUGGAUUUGAAAUUUCUUUUAUUGUUUAUAUUUCCAUUAGAUAUUUAAUUCAUUUCCUCUCCUGAAUUUGUUUGGUUCACCAAUUCCAUGUUUUCAAUUCACUAAAACAUCCUCCAUUCGAAAACAUUUCAUUCUGUUUCUUUUCUGAUAUUUUCUGAAAAUUGCCAUUUUUUGCUGUUUGUUUCUUCUCCAUUUAGUGUUUCUCCCUUGACAAAUGUAAAAAAAAAUCGAUUAGUCUUUAGUCAUUUCCUUUUUUCUAAUUUUUUUUUAAUAGUUUCAUUUAUUUUCUGUUUUGGGUUUUUUGUAAUUGCAAUCUUGUAAAGAAUUUCUAUAUUUACUUUAUAAGUUUAAAGAAUUUAGAUUUUAAAUUUGGUAAGUCUCAACACAGAUUGUACUGAAGAUGAAAGAUAAAAAGCCAGUAAAACUAACAUAUUAGAGACAUCUCUCUCUCUCUCUCUCUCUCUCUCUCUCUCGCACACACACACACACUGCAUCUUGUACCUUUCAGUCUGUAUAGUGGAAAAAAAUGUGGGAUUUUAACUCUGUUCCAUAAUUAAAGUAUUAAUUUUCUUAUUUUUAUUGGUGCUAGGGUCUUUUUCUUCUUCUUUUUCAUUUUUGUUACUACAUAGGAAACCUUUACCGACUGCUGAAAGGUGAUGCAUUAAGUGGUGGGGGUGUACGGAGAGAGUCUCCCCUUACUUAUUUACUUUUUUUUCGCUUAUAUAUAUAUUUAUAUAUAUAUAAUUACAUAAAUAUAUAUUGAAUAUAUAUAUAUUUUUUGCAUUAUAUAUAUGUAUAACAAAUAUAUUUUUUGCUUAUAUAUAUAUAUAUGUGUGUGUGUGUGUGUGUAUAAUUUCCAUUUUCCUUAAUAGCGUUUAAAUGUCUUCAGUCAUGAUCUUCUUCAACGUUUUCUUAGCUUGUCGUCUUCCCAGCUCAGUCAAAUGAACAUUCUCUACUUUGUUUGUUUUUCACAAACAAUCUGGUUGUGACGAUAAUAUCAACCCACACUGUGCAUUUGGAUUAAUAGUUUGACUGGGAAUUUGAAAAGCUUAUCCUUUGUUGUUAUAUCAGCUUUCUGGUCUAAUGAUGAUACUAUGGGAUGACUUAUCUAAAAGUCAACAUACAAUGAAAAUAAUACCAUUUCAUUGAUUAUUUUUAUCUUCUACAUUUUUACUGACACUUUCAAAACUAAUAUGAAAUGAGUCUCAGAAAAAAAGCAAAAAAAAAAAAAAAAGCAAAACGAAAAUCCAUCACCCCUGAGUGAAUGUUGAAAUGUUGAUAGAAACCAAAAAAGGAUUUAAUGAUGUAAGGUUUUCUACUGCUUUCAUAACUAUUUAUGUCUGGAAAUAUUGACAAUGGAAUCGAGACUGGGGAGAUUGAAUUAUACCAGGUUUUUGAGACAAGGGUUCUGUUCGUGUGUUUUGUUUCGUAAUAUAUAAAUUGGUAUAUGAAGGGAACAAUUUUGGACACUGACAGAAAAUCAAGGUUAAAAGCAUCAAUUAUACCUGUUGUUAUUAUUAUUAUUAUUAUUAUCUUUUUUUUAGUGAUUAUGGAAAAGGUUUCUGUGAAUUUCUGAAUAAUUAAGCAGUGUUUACAAAUGUAAAUCUGUAAGAAAACGUGCGCAAUAAACCUUUUUUUUAAUCUAUUUAUAAAUGAGCCAGAAAAAUA
This is a messenger RNA of Octopus sinensis (East Asian common octopus), 3921 nucleotides long. RefSeq names its product Golgi phosphoprotein 3. Gene Ontology annotation, biological process: Golgi to plasma membrane protein transport; retrograde vesicle-mediated transport, Golgi to endoplasmic reticulum; Golgi organization. The record is from RefSeq and is a predicted model, not a curated record. Bases 370 to 1230 code for a protein of 286 amino acids. Gene Ontology annotation, cellular component: cytosol; trans-Golgi network; Golgi cisterna. The transcript is spliced from 3 exons. Lineage: Eukaryota; Metazoa; Mollusca; Cephalopoda; Octopoda; Octopodidae. Gene Ontology annotation, molecular function: phosphatidylinositol-4-phosphate binding.